AUGACAAAUCCUAUUGCUCGAGUACAUCUCUAUUUAAUUCGUCAUGGCCAAUCAGAAGCUAAUCUUGCCAGUACUUAUAUAUGUGGUCAAAAUAUUUCAUGUCCAUUAACACCAUUAGGAAAAGAACAAGCUGUUCUAUUAGGCAAACGAUUAAAAUAUGAAAAUAUGAAAUAUGAUCAUCUACUAUGUUCAACAGCAGUUCGUGCAAAACAAACAGCGGAUAUAGCUUUAGAAAUCACGAAUAAUGAUCCAUCUAAAUUAAUUACAUCAAAUGCACUUUUAGAACAAUCACAAGGUUCAUGGGAAGGACUGAAUCGUCGAGAAUGCUAUACUGAUGAAAUCAUGCAAAAAAUGGAUAAAUUACAUGUUGACUUUAGGGCUCCUGACGGUGAAUCAAUACGAAUGUUGCAAAAACGUGCUAUCGAGUUUUUAAAAUUAUACAUUGAGCAAGCUGAACAACAAAGUAUAAAAGAGAAUAGAGAAGUAUCAAUAGUUGUUUUUACGCAUGGAAAUUUAAUUCGAGCUGUAUUACAACAUUACUUACAAAGUGAUCCAAAAUAUACAUGGUUGAUUAAACAAAACAAUACAGCCAUUAGUGAAAUUCUAUUUAAUGAACAUGGAAUGGCAUUAGCUAAAGUUAAUGAUAGUGCUCAUUUAAUAUUCUUAAUUCCUGAAUCAUAA
Molecule: messenger RNA, 681 nt
Organism: Rotaria socialis
Lineage: Eukaryota; Metazoa; Rotifera; Eurotatoria; Philodinida; Philodinidae
Source: the annotation of a GenBank genome assembly